Botrytis deweyae is the source of this 1041-nucleotide messenger RNA. RefSeq lists its product as uncharacterized. Bases 268 to 945 code for a protein of 225 amino acids. The transcript is spliced from 4 exons. The record is from RefSeq and is a predicted model, not a curated record. NCBI's taxonomy places the organism in Eukaryota, Fungi, Ascomycota, Leotiomycetes, Helotiales, Sclerotiniaceae.
GAGUAAGCAACAAAUUGUCCGGAGAUUCUUAGAAGAUUUUAUGUAUAUUCUCUGGUCAAUCUGUGUCUAUUAUGGAUUGCAUCUACAUGUCAGCUGUACGACUAUCUGAAUGGGAAUCACCCAGGAGCUAGAUACAUUUCUGCUUAAAUAGCUGUCGUACACCCACCAUCAGUCAUUAGAUUUCCAUUAAAAUUCCUUUGCUUAUCUUGACAAAGUCAUAAAUUUCGUGUAGCUCUCCGUUACAGAGCACAAUUGGUUUCUAGCAAAAUGAGUUCUUCCUACACUAUUGCAGUUGAAAAUGAGCGUGGUCAGAAUACUACGUAUGCAGUCUUCAUGGAACCGCCUCAGUUCACUGGCGGUGGGAAGCCUUGGAUGAAUGUCUGGUAUACAUCAUUCGUCCCUUAUAUGGGAAACUUCGAAAUCAGCACCGGAGACGACUUCUAUGCUUGGGUUGGAACUGUGCCCACUACACCUUCGCCAGGGUUGAUAGUCAACUCUGGCAUGAGCCUGCUUGCUCGACUUGGCUCUAAUGUUAACCCCGGAAGUACUUUUGAUUUGAAUAUUAUUGAAUCGUUCCCUACAAUGAUGGAAGUCCCUUCGUCCGCUGUUGAUGCUGCAUAUGAAAUUCGGACUGGUAGUGACUUUUCUAUGCCUAAUGAUACAUAUCUGGUCGGGCUCGCCAAAGUCAAUAAUCGAGGGCAGGUUGCUCCAGUUGCAUCAAUUGCUCCAAGCAACAACGAGAAAAUACAAAUUGCCCCGAAAAUGAAAUUUUUCGUCGCGGAAAGCCAGCAGGUGCCAGGCGAAAUAGCUGACUACGCUGCUGUUUCUAGAGAUGGUGCUACCAUUGACUUUAGUAGCGGGCCAGGAUUGGGUAAAUUCCAUGCUCGUGUGGUCCAAAGCACCGAUGGAAAGUUCAAUGUGAGAUACUAUGACUCCUUUGAAUGAGGUAAAGUGACAGCAUUUGUACCUGGCUUAGGAUUGAUCACUGAACUUGUGGAUUUUUAUGGGAAAGAAAUUUAAAAAGAAUUGAACUUUGCAGCA